GCCCCCCAUGGAGCCCAACGUUUAUGUUGCUAACUGAGAUGUUUGUUGAGUGAGUUUUGCCCCAUUUUCCAGCCUUUCUUGCCGCAGUUGUUACGUGAGUCACUACAGCGGUUAAGUUAGUUACCCGGUUGUUAAGUGAAUCUGGCUUCCCCUUGUCAAAAGGUCGCAGAAGGGGAUCACGUGAUACCCCCCUCCCUCCGGGGACACUGCAUCGGUCAUAAAUACGAGUCAGUUGGCAAGCGUCCGAAUUUUCAUCACGUGACCAUGGGAAUGCUGCAGCGGUCGUAAGAGUGAAAAACAGUCCUAACCUAAGUCACUUUGUUCACUGAUGGUGUAACUUUGACACAAUCACUGAACAAACUGUUGUAAGUCAAGAACUGUUAUUCUAUGGUAUGCAGUACAGUACAAUAUAAAUUGUAAUAUUCAAUUUAAUACAAUACAAUACACACUGUAUUGUACACUAUACUAAAUACUCCAGUAUUAUGUUUAUCGCACAGUCAGCCAGAUAUUCACACUGGAUUUGGUAUUUUUGUUAUACCGCUAUAUAUCAUAAUCUCAUUUUAUAUAUCGUAUUACAUUUUAAUUUUAUAUCACUGGAUGUUGACCUUGUAACCCCAAGUUUUUCCAUUUGGACAUCCCAAGGAGCCUUUGGAACCAGAAGAAGAGAAGAACUCAGGAUGGGCGAAGUGGAGAUCUCGCCUCGGGCGUACGUCAAGAUGUGCCUCCAUGCGGCUCGGUACCCCCAUGUGGCGGUGAACGGACUUCUCCUGGCACAAAAGCACCGGCCGACAGCUGGCCCUCCCGAAUGCCUCUACAUCACGGACUGCGUCCCCCUUUUCCACAGCAACCUGUCGCUCACCGUCAUGCUGGAGGUGGCCCUCAACCAGGUGGAUUCUUGGAGCUCGGAGUCCGAUUUGCUCCUGGCUGGCUACUACCAGGCCAACUCUGGGAUGGAUGACAAAAGCCCUAACGCCCUGGCGCAAAAGACCGCAGGGCGCAUUGCUGAACUCUACGAUGACGCCGUGCUGAUCAUGUUGGAUAAUCGCAAGUUCGGGAUAAACCCGCGGCUUCCUCCCCUAACCGUCUUGGAGCAGAAGGAUCGUCAAUGGCUCCCGAAAGACAAGAACCUGGUCAUGUGGACCGACUGGGAAUCCUCCCGCCACAUUUGCCAGUCGCUCCUGGAGGCCAAAGUGUACUCCCGAUUGGUCGACUUCGACAGCCACCUGGACGACAUCCGGCAAGACUGGACCAAUCAGCAGCUGAACGCGGAAAUCGCCCAAUUGGUCUCCGUAGCCAACGGCAGCGCCUGAAGGAGGUGGAGCCCAAUUUUGCAAAAGGAUCUUCGCUCUUGGUUCCCCCUCCGGCGUUAACGUUAGGAGCAUCCGGGAUGCUAGACUAACCCGGAUACAAGCCAGGAUCACGUGACCGAGGCCCCGCCCCUUUUAACAGCAAGGCAGCCAUCUUGAUUAUCUAUCUCUUCCCGCCACAAGAUCUUUAAAAGAAAGGAUGAAUUUGCUUUGAAAUUUGGUGUUUUAAAAAAAAUAUUAUUCCAUUUUUGCAAAGCAAUUGCCUCAGCAAAAUUCUUGUGUAAAAAAAGAAUUAUGCCCCUCCCCGUUUUAUCAGGUAGUCCUCGAUUUAUGACCACAAUCGAGCCCAAAAUCUCUAUUAAGUGCGACAUUUCUUGAGUUUUGCCCCAUUUUACAACUUGUGAAGCCCAUCACUGCGGUUGAGGAGUUAGUAACCCGGUUGUUAAGUGAAUCUGGCUUCCCUCCCUUGACUUUGCUUGUCAGAAGGUCGCGACCCCGAGACACAGCGACGGUCAUAAAUACGAACCAGUGGCCAAGCAUCUGAAUUUCGAUCACAUGAUCACGGGGAUCGUGCAACCGUUCGAAGUGUGAAAAAGUCAUCAAUUACUUUUUCCCCCCAGUGCCGUGGUAACUCGGUCACUAAACGAACAGUUGUAAGUCGAGAACCGCCUGCGAUUUCGGAAGGAUUGAUUUCACCUGCCGCCGUUAAGAUUUUAUAUUUUGUAAAAACACAUCGGGAUUCCAGAGAGAGAACCCCCCACCCGACUGCGUUUCUUAGUUUAAGGACCCGAAUUAAACGUUCCUCUCGGCAUGUUUUAAAA
Molecule: messenger RNA, 2128 nt
Organism: Pantherophis guttatus
Lineage: Eukaryota; Metazoa; Chordata; Lepidosauria; Squamata; Colubridae
Gene: EMC9
Product: ER membrane protein complex subunit 9
Cellular component (GO): EMC complex
Source: RefSeq, a predicted model, not a curated record